AUGCAUACCAAGUUUCUUCUUACAAUCUCUAUUAUAACAAGCACUCUUUUUUUCUCCUCUGAUGCUGCCCCUGCACCGGCAGCUGAUGAAGGUUUAGUCAUCAUCGGCUCCCCCCCAGUCAGGGCCAAUUGGACUGAAUCCAGCUUCUUGCAAUGUGUUAAGCAGCUAAACGGCUUUAAGUCAGCUAAUGUCGUGGAUGACAACAUUGCUUUCAAGUGCAUUGGUGUGUAUGGCAAUGGUGACUUGAGCCUCCAUGCUCCCAGUAGCAAGAAUGCCGAUAGCUGUCCAGCAAAUUCUCUCCCUUCGACCUCAGAGGAAGUCGACAACAAGAGCUGUGCCAAAGAACUCUCGAAGAACUUCGAAGAAGCCGCCCCCUUUCGUGCUGCCGUUGAUUCCAUCUGUCACGACCUCGUCGGAAGUUUAAUGGACAAAGGAAUGAACCAUAUCACUCACAAAUUCACGGAUGCCUCUUCUAAAUCCGAUUCAUGGCUGUUAAAGAACAAGAAGGUCCUCUUGGAAGCCACGAUGAACCUGACGCCGCAGACCCGUGCUGCUCUAAAAGCUGGCAAGAAGAAGACCCUUGGUAUCUCGCAUCAUGGGAUCCCUUAUGACCGGGCCACGACAACAGGCGUGAAGGAUGGUGUGGUUGAUUUGUUUGUGGGCAAUGCCGUGAACAAGAUUGGUACUAUCGCCCUGUCCUGGUCCAAGCCUAAACAACCAUAG
Aspergillus pseudotamarii is the source of this 723-nucleotide messenger RNA. RefSeq lists its product as uncharacterized. Lineage: Eukaryota; Fungi; Ascomycota; Eurotiomycetes; Eurotiales; Aspergillaceae. The record is from RefSeq and is a predicted model, not a curated record. The transcript is spliced from 2 exons. Bases 1 to 723 code for a protein of 240 amino acids.